This is a messenger RNA of Dictyostelium discoideum AX4, 1065 nucleotides long. RefSeq names its product tetratricopeptide-like helical domain-containing protein (gene ppiD). Lineage: Eukaryota; Evosea; Eumycetozoa; Dictyosteliales; Dictyosteliaceae. The transcript is spliced from 2 exons. Gene Ontology annotation, molecular function: isomerase activity; peptidyl-prolyl cis-trans isomerase activity. Gene Ontology annotation, biological process: protein folding. The coding region runs from base 1 to 1065 and encodes 354 amino acids. The record is from RefSeq and is a predicted model, not a curated record.
AUGACAAGUGAAAAUAAAAGAGUUUAUUUUGAUAUUGAAAUUGGUGGUAAUAAAGUUGGUAGAAUUGUUAUGGAAUUAUUCUUUGAUAAAACACCAAAGACAGCAGAAAAUUUCAGAGCAUUAUGUACUGGUGAAAAAGGUAUUGGAAAGAAUGGUAAACCAUUAUCUUAUAAAGGUUCAGGUUUUCAUCGUGUUAUUAAACAAUUUAUGAUUCAAGGUGGUGAUUUUACAGCUGGUAAUGGUACUGGUGGUGAAUCAAUUUAUGGUGAAAAAUUUGAUGAUGAAAAUUUCAUUGCAAAACAUACUAAAGCUGGUCUUUUAAGUAUGGCAAAUUCAGGUCCAGGUACAAAUGGUAGUCAAUUCUUUAUUACUACAAUUAGUACACCACAUUUAGAUAAUAAACAUGUUGUAUUUGGUAAAGUUAUUAAAGGAAUGAGUGUUGUUAGAGAAAUUGAAAGUCAACCAACAGGAGCAAAUGAUAAACCAAUUAAAGAUUGUAUUAUUAUGGAUUGUGGUGAAUUAAAAGAAGGUGAAGAUGACGGUGUACCAGAGAAAACUGGUGAUGACAAAUGGGAAGAUUAUCCACAAGAUGAUAAUGUUGAAGGUAAUGAAGCAAACUUAAAAGUUGGUGAAGCCAUUAAAAACAUUGGUAAUGAUUAUUUUAAACAAGGUAAAUCAUUAGAAGCCAUAGCCAAAUACAAUAAAGCAUUAAGAUAUUUAGAUUGUUGUAGUAAUAUCGAUGGUUUAAAGAAUGUUCAAACCAUUUGUUAUAAUAAUAUGUCACAAUGUUAUUUAAAGGAAAAAAAAGGUUCCAAUGCUUUGGUAGCUGCAAAAAAAGCAUUAGAAUUAUCACCAAAUGAUAUUAAAGCACUCUUUAGAAAAGCUAAAGCUUUAUCUUUAAUGGAGGAAUAUGAUGAAGCUAUCAAAGAUUUCCAAAAAAUCAUUGAAACCGAUUCCGAGAAUAAAGAUGCAAAACUUGAAUUAGAAAGAAUUAAAAAAUUACAAAAAGCAAAAGAUCUUAAAAGUGCCAAAGCUUAUUCAAAACUUUUUUCUGAUGAUGAUUAG